AGUGUACACGCAAAUGCUUAAGUUUUGAUGGUAAUUCACAUUUAUCUUGUUGUGAGUGCCUUCAGGAGGGCUUAUGAAGAUGGUUGGGUGGUUCGAAGAAGCAUCCAUACCAGAACCAAGAGGAUGUCCAUUGAGGAGCUGAAGAAGCUCCCUUGCUUUGAGUACAAGGAGGCAGAGACAGGAAGCAGCGCUGUGGAUUGUGUUGUAUGCUUGGAGAAUUUCAGAAGCGGUGACAUGUGUAAGCUCUUGCCAAGCUGCAACCACAGUUUCCAUGCCGAAUGUAUAGACUCGUGGCUGUCACAGACACCCUUCUGUCCAAUCUGUAGGACUUGUGCUGAUCCAUCAAAACUUGGCAAUGUUGGAGAUGAAUUGGCAUAAAUGGGCGACUGAAUUCAUAUUUCGCUUUGUUGUCUCUGCAGAUAUGCAAUAUUGUCUGCAUUUUAAUGUCAACUUUUUGGUUCUCUUCCAUUGGAGUCCAGUUGUUGUUUCUCCUGCUCAUUGAUCUUACAAGAACAGGAUCAGAACUCGGAAGAGUUGGCUUUCACCAGGUUUAGAUCAAGUAAGAUGACCGGUUUCCUGCUAAAGAAAGUAAAAACAAGGAAGAAAAACAAAUGUUCAUAGAAAUU
This is a messenger RNA of Rubroshorea leprosula, 626 nucleotides long. Lineage: Eukaryota; Viridiplantae; Streptophyta; Magnoliopsida; Malvales; Dipterocarpaceae. The record is from the annotation of a GenBank genome assembly.